Messenger RNA from Hippocampus zosterae (dwarf seahorse), 1498 nucleotides. It is a transcript of the gene znf277, whose product is annotated as zinc finger protein 277. The transcript has 12 exons. The record is from RefSeq and is a predicted model, not a curated record. Lineage: Eukaryota; Metazoa; Chordata; Actinopteri; Syngnathiformes; Syngnathidae. The coding region runs from base 50 to 1384 and encodes 444 amino acids.
AUUGUGCGACCUCUGUGAUUGGUCAGUUUUGUGCACGUGGUGCAGCAAAAUGGCUGCCAGCGUCAGCGGCGAUGAUGGUGUGGACCACAUCCUGGAGCCGCUGUGUUUUCCAGAGCAGCCUCAUGCUACUUAUUCCGACGAUCCCGCCUGCCAUCCUCUUCCCGGUCCGCACUGCGGCGGCCCAGAGACGCUGUCGUGUCUCUUCUGCUCAGAGUCGCUCCCUCUGACGCACAAGGACAACCUCCUCAAGCAUCUUCUGCUGCAGCACAAGUUGGUCAUCGCGGAUGUCCAACUCAUUGCAGACCUCCCAAAGUACCUGCUGUACUGGAAAGGCCGAUUUUUGGAGCAGCCAAUCAGAGAUUUCUGUAGUGAGAUCAAGACCAACUCCACCGGGCCUGUUGAGAAACAGGAGCGUUACUUCCUGCUGUGUGACGUCCUCCCGGAAGACCGCGCCCUGCGAGAGAAGCUCCAGCAGAAACGUCUGGAGGAGGUGCUGGAGCAGCAGCAGAAGGAGCGAGAAGAUCGCAGCUUCCGUCGCGUGUGCAUGUUCUGCAAUGACGAGUUCAGCGGCAACAGGUCGGAUCUCCUGAACCACAUGGCCCACGAGCACGCCUUCAGCGUCGGGCUUCCCGACAACAUCGUCUACUGCGACGAGCUUCUGGACACGCUGCAGAGCAAAGUGGACAACCUGCAGUGUUUGUACUGCGAGAAGACGUUCAAGGACAAGGUGACGCUGAAGGACCACAUGAGGAAGAAAGCGCACCGCCGCAUCAACGCCAACAACCGACAAUACGACCGAUUCUACAUCAUCAACUACCUGGAGCUGGGGAAGACGUGGGAGGAAGUGCAGAGCGAGGACGACCGGGAGCUCCUGGACGACAAAGACGACGACUGGUCCGAAUGGCGCGAUUGUCCCGUGUCGGCCGUCUGCUUGUUCUGCGAUCUUCGGCGCGACGCCAUGGAUGACAUCUAUACUCACAUGAAGGAAGUCCACGACUUCGAUCUCCAGCAUCUGAGGGCGGAGCUCAACCUGAGGUUCUACCAGCAGGUCAAGCUGGUCAACUUCAUCCGCCGUCAGAUCCACCAGAACCGCUGCCACGCCUGCCAGGGCAAGUUUGGCUGCAGGGGCGACGUCCUGCGACAUCUGCGGGAACGGCAGCAUGCCAUGAUGCUGCCCCCCAUCCGCAUCUGGAACCAACCCCAGUACUACUUCCCCACCUAUGAGAACGACGCCCUAUUGUGUGCGCUGUCCGACAGCGACGGCGAGGAGAGCGAUGGACCAACGGGGGAAGAUGGCGUCCCGGUCAUCGCCGAGGACUUGUUGGACGCCAGGCUUGUCAAGGAGAACAGCGUCCUCAGGAAUCUGCUCAAACCCGCCACGUAAGAACGCACAUGUGGUUCGUCACCUGCUGGACACCGGACUCCACCCUUUCAGGCACUUUAUUCACGACACCAUGUCGCAGCUGUAAAGACGGAGCAAUAAAUGGAUUUCUAUUUG